Molecule: messenger RNA, 2928 nt
Organism: Morchella sextelata
Lineage: Eukaryota; Fungi; Ascomycota; Pezizomycetes; Pezizales; Morchellaceae
Exons: 4
Coding region: 1-2928 (975 amino acids)
Biological process (GO): cytoskeleton organization
Cellular component (GO): cytosol
Source: RefSeq, a predicted model, not a curated record
AUGAAACCCGUGGCCACAACCUCCCAACAACCCCCACCACCCUACGCCAUGAACUCCCUCCCCCCCAACCCCGGCAGCUCCGACCUCACCUCCCGCCUCUCCCUCGACACCAGCAAACUGCGCGACACCCCCCCGCAGCCAUCCCAACAGCAGCAGCAGCAGCAACAACAACAGCCAGACCCCACCGACUCCCUCAGCCUCCAGCAGCUCCGCCGCGUCGUCGUCGACGCCGGCAAGUUCAAGCAGCCCGACUACACCUUCGUCUACGACACGUCCGACAGCCUGCCCGCCGAGCUCUCCGAGUGGUUCUCGUACAGCGCCGACACGACCGCGCUGGUCCUCUCCUCGCGCGACACCUUCGAGCGCACGUACGCCACGCUCUCGCAGCCGCCGCACCAGAGCGCCCCCCCCAAGACGCCGCCGAAAUGGAACACCAGCAAGGACGUCAAGCGCCGGCGGUUCAUUGCGCGGUGUGCAGACCUGCUGGAGAGCGCGGACGCGGAGCAGCGGCUCGUGGGACUGGAGGGGCUGUUCUAUGUGGUCCAGGGCUGCUUCGGAGAGAUCCGUGGCGGGGAAGAGGAGCAGCUGUGGCGGAUCAAGAAGAAUGUAACGCUCGUGAGGGCGGCGGGCGUCGUCGAGAGGGUGUUUAAUUGCGUCCGCGGGAGUGUCGGCCGGGAGUGGGGGUUUGUGGAGAAGGUUGUUGCGACGGGGAAGCUCGACGAGGCGGAGCUGGCGGCGAGGGAGCAGGCCGGGAAGGAGCUCAGGGUGGCCCUGAGCGUGCUGUACUUCCUCAUAGAGGUUACAAGGCGGCGUGACACGGCGCCGGGCGUGCAUCCCGGCGAAGACGCCGAGCAGGAGAGUCUCCGCAGCGAAUGCACCGACCUGCCCGUCCCCGGGAGCCUCCUCGGCUUCCUCGCAGUGACGCUCUCCCGCCUCCGCUGGACCGACGACGACACCACCACCUUCCCGCUGCACGCGCUGCUCAGCCUCACCUGGAAGACCCUCCUCCUCACCUUCGGCUCGUCCGAGCACCACCUCCCGGCCGUCAAGCGCUUCGCCCGCGUCGCCGCAGGCCUCUCCCCCGAAAUCGACAAGAAGGAGAUCACCGCUUCCCCGCUCGACUACCAGAGCUUCCGCAACGACAUCAUCGCAAAAUACCCCGUCUACGACCCCCCGCGCUGCGCAUUCCCCUUCGACCUGUCAUCGAGCUCCGCGUCAUUCCUGCCUACUGUCGCCGCCACGCCGCCGCGCUCCGAGCCGACGGGUGUGGAUGCGCUGGCCACCGCAGGUUCGAUCCUGGAGAAGGCGGUGCACAUUGCGACGCCUGCGCCGUCGCCGCCGCCGUCCCCGGGAGGCGGAAAGGGCGGGAAGAAGCAGAACUACCAGACGAACAAUAAUUUCCCGUUCCUGUACCCUGCGGGCGAUGGCGACGGGGGCACGGGCGGCUGCUGGUGGAAGGAGGAGUGCGAGCUGGGCGUGCCGGCGAGUAUCAAGGAGGCCGGGGAGCUGUUUGCGGGCCGCGUGAGGAGCACGCUGGCAAUGCGGCAGCUGUGGAAUGAGAAGGAGGCGUAUGAGCGGUAUGAGAGGGGCUGGGAUGUGGAUCUGGAUGAGAAGAAGGGGGUGAAGGUGGAUGAGGAGGAGGGAGGGAGGGAGAAGAGGUGGGAGGAGAAGAGGUUGGAUGCGGUGGAGGAGCUGUUUAAAGUAGCAUUGCCGCAGCUGCAGUCACUAGUGAUUGUGAUGCUGAAAGUCAUAUUGGCCUCCGUCACCGCCCCGCCACUUCAGGCUCCGCCUCCGUCGCUGCCGCCUCAGGGCCAACAGAUAUCGUUCGCGGACCAGGAGAACGGAAGAGAUGAAAAAAUGGACUUUGGCGCCAGCAUCAAGGGCUCCUGGAACAUCUUUGGCCGCAACACGCAGGAGCAAAACAAGUUCUCGAGCACCAACCCCAACGCCAAACCCGCCGGCGAGGACGGCCAGCCAGACCUCAACGCCAACCACAAGCUGUGGGAGGAGGAGAAGGAGGCCGAGGAGAAGCGGCGCGACGCGCAGCGCAUGCGCGAGAUCACGAGCAAGGCUGUUAGUGCCAUCCUGCUGGGGCUGCUGAAAUGGUUUCGAGUCUCCCAUGUGCUGAAGUUCGAGUACCUAACGCAGCUGCUGCUGGACUCCAACUACCUCCCCCUCGUGCUCAAGCUCUUCAACCAGCACGACACCGUCGUCAUGGUCACCACACGCACCGACCGCCCCGAAAAGUCCUACUGGACGCUCUGCAACCUGCACUCCACCUCCCCCACGCCCCCGCCCGCCACCCACCCACCCACCCUGCGCACCCCCGACUCCUCCCCGGACUCCGCCUGCCCCCCACCCAUCCCCAAAUUCCCGCACUCGCCGCUGCCCCCGCCGCCCACCACCGCGCCCGACCCCACGAACCUCUUCGCCUGGCGGCCCUUCUUCACCUCCAUCACGCUCCUGCGCACGCUGCAGAAAACCGUCAAGCACAAGUCGCACCGCAACCUCUCCCUCGUGCAGUACAAGUCCUCCGCCAUCCUGCGCAAGCCGCUCAAGUGCGCGCAUCCGCUGCUGCGCCUGUACACGCUCAAGCUGUUCAAGGGCCAGGUGCCCUACUGCGGGCGCAAGUGGCGGCAGAGCAAUAUGCGCGUCAUCACCAACAUCUAUUUGCACUGCCGGCCGGAGCUGCGGGAUGACUGGCUGGCGGGCGGGGAUGUGGAUGGCGAGGUCGAGGAGAGUAUGCCGGUGGAGAUGGCGGUGCGCGCGCUGGCGAGGUUUUAUUGCGUGAGGCGGUAUCCGAGGGAGAUGGGGGUUGGGGCUGGCGCGGGGGGCGGGGAGGUGGGUGGGGGGUGGGGGGAGAGGGACUUUUUUGGGAGGGAGGUGGGGGUGGGGGAGUGGGAGGAGGAGGAGGAGGGGUGGGCUUAG